AGCUGUCACAUGGUAGAAGGCUGUUGUGAAUAACCCUGUACCAUGUGAUCUCUGUGAUCAUUCACAGAUUUCACACGUAGAAAGCAAUGAUGUCAGAAGUGACAUCUUGCUUACUACUCUGCAUGUGAUCACAUGAUCGGGACCUCACAGAGAGGUCCUGUCUGAUGAUCAGAUUGUAUAUAAACAGCCGGACGGUGGCAGUGCAGGGUCAAGUGGUCGUUUACAAACUGCCUCCCCACCCGCUUGUGCGCGCUCCCUGGGAGCGCGCAGCACCACGAUCCGGGUCGGGUGGCCGUUUAUAA
This is a messenger RNA of Staurois parvus, 302 nucleotides long. The record is from the annotation of a GenBank genome assembly. Lineage: Eukaryota; Metazoa; Chordata; Amphibia; Anura; Ranidae.